GUCGUCAUUCUCGCUGACUGCACCCUUCUACAACUACAAGUACAAGUCUCCCAGCCCAACUUAGCCCAAUGGCAAUGGCCACGCGUCACCUGACCUCUCUCCCCCCAUUUACAACAUUUUACAAACAACCCAUUUUUCCAUCUCCACUUAAUUUAUUCUCCAGGGUUUCUCUCUCCUCGCUCAAAUUCUCCACUAUCUCUGCUUCUUCCAUGGCUUCCGAUGCUAAAAAGGUCUUAGUUCCGAUAGCGAAUGGAACCGAGCCUAUGGAGGCUGUGAUUACCAUUGAUAUCUUGAGGAGAGCUGGAGCUGAAGUGACUGUGGCUUCCGUCGAGAAGGAGCUCCAAAUUGAUGCUGGUCAUGGUGUCAAGAUUGUGGCUGAUGCAUUAAUUGAUGACUGUAGUCACACUGUUUUUGAUCUCAUUUCUUUGCCUGGGGGAAUGCCAGGUGCUACCACUUUAAAAGAUUCUGCAACCUUAAGAAGCAUGGUGGAGAUCCAGGCUGCAGAUGGUCGUCUUCAUGCUGCAAUUUGUGCAGCACCAGCAGUUGCCUUGGGUUCAUGGGGAUUGCUUAAAGGGCUAAAGGCAACUUGUCACCCUUCUUUUAUGGAGCAACUGUCAUCUUCAGCAACUGUAGUUGAAUCAAGGGUUCAGCAGGACGGUAAAGUAGUGACAAGUCGAGGAGCAGGGACUACUAUGGAAUACUCUGUGACACUAGUUGAACAAUUAUAUGGGAAACAAAAGGCUGAUGAAGUUGUUGGGCCACUGGUCAUGCGGCCCAAUCAUGGGGACGAAUAUAUAAUCAGGGAGCUGAACUCAAUGGAGUGGUCAAUUGAUGACUGUCCACAGAUUCUGGUACCUAUAGCCGAUGGUUCAGAGGAAAUGGAGGCUGUUAUUAUAAUUGAUGUCUUACGACGAGCUAAAAUAAAAGUUGUUGUGGCCUCUGUUGGAGAAAAGCUGGAGAUAUUGGCUUCACGGAGAGUGAAACUAGUGGCAGAUAUGCAUCUUGAUGAGGCUGCCAACUCCUCAUAUGAUCUGAUUGUCUUGCCUGGCGGACUGGGUGGCGCUGAGGCAUUUUCUGCCUCAGAGAAGUUGGUUGAGAUGCUGAAGAAACACAGGGAAUCGAACAAACCCUAUGGAGCAAUAUGUGCAUCCCCAGCUUUAGUCCUUGAGGCUCAUGGCUUGCUUAAGGGCAAGAAGGCUACAGCCUUCCCUGCUAUGUGCAAUAAGUUAUCAGAUCCAAGUGAGAUUGAGAACAGGGUUGUGGUUGAUGGAAACCUUAUUACCAGUAGAGGGCCUGGCACCAGCAUGGAAUUCGCACUUGCUAUAGUCGAGAAAUUUCUGGGUCACCAGAAGGCAAUCGAACUUGCAAAGUCGAUGCUGUUUGUGCAUCCAUAGAUCUUUUUUUUGUGUAUAAUCUCUUGAGUUAUAAGGAGAAAUGAGAUUUGCAGUUGAGUAAGCAGUUGUCUUAUGUUUAAAAAUAAAGGGUGGCGGUAUGAUUGGUUUAUGGUUUAUGAGUUACAAGGAGAAACUUUUUUCUAAA
This is a messenger RNA of Beta vulgaris subsp. vulgaris (sugar beet), 1539 nucleotides long. RefSeq names its product protein DJ-1 homolog B. Lineage: Eukaryota; Viridiplantae; Streptophyta; Magnoliopsida; Caryophyllales; Amaranthaceae. The transcript is spliced from 8 exons. The coding region runs from base 69 to 1394 and encodes 441 amino acids. Gene Ontology annotation, molecular function: protein deglycase activity. Gene Ontology annotation, biological process: guanine deglycation, glyoxal removal; protein deglycation, glyoxal removal. Gene Ontology annotation, cellular component: nucleus; cytosol. The record is from RefSeq and is a predicted model, not a curated record.